UGUGAGGCUUGGGGGUGACCUUCUGGCUCCAAUCUGUCCUCACUGCCAUAUGGCCACUCUGAGGGGUCAGUGCCUCCCAGGCAGGGAUGAGCCCUCAGUGUCAGGGUCACUGCUGGGCCCUCCCUUGGCCCCUACAAGGAGAGGAGUGAUGCUGGCGUGACACACACACAGCCCCCCAAGCCCAUCCCACUUCCCACUGAGCCCCGUCUGAGAGGGGGGCUCUGCCUCCUGCCUGUCUCAGCCAGGCAAUGUCUGGGACUCAGGUGCCCUCCGGGCAGGACGGUAACCUCCCUACCAGGCCACUCCUGAGUCCACAGUGCUGAGCACAUGCACAGAAUGAUGACCUGACCAUUUUCUGCCAGGACGCACCUCUUACAUUUUUCUAUGUAUUUAUUUAAAUGGGAGACAGGCAAAGUCAGAGACAGAGACCCCUGCCUGCUAGGUCACUCCCCAGACACCAGACGGCCAGGGCUGGGCCAGGCUGAAGCCGGGAGCCAGGAGCUCCAUGGAGUCACAGGGGUGGUGCAGGGGCCCAGGGUGCGCAAGCAUGGGGGCUAGCUGGGGCUGGCUGGAUGCAGAGCCGGGACCCGCGGAGCCUUCACUGCUGCAGCCAGUGCCCACCCACUGCCCCGCAGGCGCCAGGGGAUGGCCACGGCUGCCCCACCCCGGCCCUGCCACUCCGCCUCCUCUGCCAGGCAGGGCAGUGGGGUGGGGGGAGCGCGAGGGGCCACAGGUUCUGUCGGCCUCUCCCCAGCCCCUCCCGGUGCACUGAACUUCAACCGACCCUACCAGAGAAAUGCAAGACCCUGGUGGCCCCGGAGAUCAGCAUCUCGCUGGACCAAAGCGAGGGCUCCCCGCUGUCCAACGACUUCCUGGACACGCCGACAACCUGGACAUGAACGUGGACAACAUUGAGACCCCCGACGAGAUGGACUCGCUCGAGUUCCUGGGCAACGGCAAUGAGCUGGAGUGGGAAGAUGACACCCCGGUGGCCCCCGGCAAGAACAUGCCUGGGGACAGCGCGGACCUGUUUGGGGACGGCGUGGCAGAGGACAGC
Molecule: messenger RNA, 1057 nt
Organism: Oryctolagus cuniculus (rabbit)
Lineage: Eukaryota; Metazoa; Chordata; Mammalia; Lagomorpha; Leporidae
Source: RefSeq, a predicted model, not a curated record